Gadus macrocephalus (Pacific cod) is the source of this 2314-nucleotide messenger RNA. RefSeq names its product SAM domain and HD domain 1 (gene samhd1a). NCBI's taxonomy places the organism in Eukaryota, Metazoa, Chordata, Actinopteri, Gadiformes, Gadidae. Gene Ontology annotation, molecular function: protein binding; dGTPase activity. The record is from RefSeq and is a predicted model, not a curated record. The transcript is spliced from 16 exons. The coding region runs from base 293 to 2131 and encodes 612 amino acids. Gene Ontology annotation, biological process: dGTP catabolic process; defense response to virus; regulation of innate immune response. Gene Ontology annotation, cellular component: nucleus.
GACGGAUUUGUGAGACUCAUGGAGGGUUUACCAAAUAGUCCGUGAUAUAAAGGUAUCUCAAGAAACUGAUUUCUGCAGAUACUGUUGAACGCAGCACAGCAAGUACGUCACGUUUUCCUCAGCGCACUUUGUCCCACCUACUGGCCAGACAGCCAAUCAGAGCGAAGCAACCACCGGCAUUUUCUCAGGCAGGGAGUCCUAUCCAUGUUGGGCGCCAAGUCUGAUCAGCUGAACAGACACUAUUUGAGUAACGUAAUAGUCUCUCAGAAAACCCGCCGACUGUUUGUUCAACAUGGAUUGUCCAGUGCGCCCAAUAGAAGAGGAUUUGUCCCCUGGCGUAUUUAAAACGCCACAGAAACGGUUGUCUGCUGUCCCCCAGCUGUACUCGGACUUUAUGCGAUGGGAUGUCGAGGACACAUGUCAAUUUCUUCGAGGGCAGGGGCUCCAAGAAUGGACGGGCACUUUUAGAGAACAUGGAAUAACUGGUGUUGGACUGCGUGAACUUACUGAAGAGCUUUUGCAGAAAAUGGGUAUUAGCCCGCUAGGUGUCCGCCUAGAAAUUCUGCACAGUAUUAAGAAGCUCAAAAGUUCUUCAAUAAUCCCCUCCAAGGUGUUUAAUGACCCCAUCCACGGACACAUUGAACUCCACCCUCUUCUGGUCAAAAUCAUGGACACACCUCAAUUCCAACGACUGAGGAACAUCAAGCAGCUCGGAGGGGCCUACCUUGUAUUCCCCGGAGCAUCUCAUAAUCGCUUCGAGCAUUCCAUUGGAGUUGGGCACCUGGCUGGAAGACUUGUGCGCUCUCUGAACGAGAGGCAGCCUGAAUUGCAGAUAAAUACCAGAGACAUCCUCUGUGUGCAAAUCGCUGGCCUGUGUCAUGAUCUAGGACAUGGACCUUUCUCUCAUAUGUUUGAUGGGAUGUUCAUUCCUAAAGCACGUCCAGGAUUCAAAUGGAAGCACGAGACUGCAUCACUAGCCAUGUUUGACUAUCUGGUUGAGGAUAAUGACCUAAUGCCGGUGAUGGAGGAGUACGGGCUGGUUCUACCGGAGGACCUUGUCUUCAUCAAGGAGCAGAUAGGUGGACCCCAGGUCUCCAUUGACUCUCCCAGCAGAGGGUGGCCAUACGAAGGCCGUCCAGAGGAGAAGUCUUUCCUGUACGAGAUCGUGGCCAACAAAAGGAACGGCAUCGAUGUGGACAAAUGGGAUUACUUUGCGAGAGACUGCUAUCACCUGGGCAUCAAGAAUAACUUUGACUACCACCGCUUCCUCAAGUUUGCCAGGGUGUGUGAUGUGGAAGGGGAGAAGCACAUCUGUACCAGAGACAAGGAAGUGGGCAAUCUGUAUGACAUGUUCCACACGAGAAACUGUCUUCACAGAAGAGCCUACCAGCACAAAGUAGCCAACAUUGUUGAGACUAUGAUCACAGAGGCAUUUUUAUUGGCAGACAAACACCUCCAAUUCGAGGGGUCGGAUGGGAAAAUGUUCACAAUGUCCACAGCUAUAGAGGACAUGGUGGCAUACACCAAGCUGACUGACCACGUCUUUGAAAGGAUCCUCUACUCCUCCCUGCCGGAGCUGCAUGAGGCCAGGGAGAUCCUCCGCAACAUCGUCUGCCGUCGGCUCUACAAGUGUGUGGGCCAGACACAGGCUGAAAGGCCCAUCGUACUCACAGAGGAGAUGCGUCUGAAUUGGGCAGGCGAGGUGGCCAAAGCCACGCCGCAGAACGGCAGGCUGAACGACGUCGUCCUGAGGCCAAAGGACCUCAUUGUCCACAUUAUCUCCAUGGACUAUGGCAUGAAGGAGAAGAAUCCCAUCAAUAGUGUACGCUUUUACUGCAAGAGUGACCCCUACAAGGCAAUUCAGAUCCGCAAGAACCAGGUGUCCAAGCUCCUCCCAGAGCACUUUGCGGAGCAGUUGAUCCAGGUGUACUGUAAGAAGACUGAUGAGAAGAGCCUGGGGGCGGCCAGGAAGCACUUUGUCCAGUGGUGCAUGGACAAAAACUUCUCAAAACCUCAGGAUGGAGAUGUGAGUGCUCCGGAGCUGACCCCUCUGAAGAAAAGCUGGUCUAACGACAGCGGGGCAGAAGACCAGAGGCCGCUAAAGAGGGCCAAAACCCAACUAACAUUUUGAACCAAAAGGAACCUGGUUUUCUUCUUGUUCUUACUCCUUUUUUGAUAUUAUUAGAUGAAAAUGGGAUGGCUUAAGGCCUUUUUGGGUACAAUCCACAUUGUUAACCAAAAAAAGGCUUGCACGUUUUGACCUGAAAGCAUUUUUGGAUUCUCCAUUUAAAAAAUAUUAAGGAAUGAAUACUAA